CUUCUUUCUGUCGUGAACUGAAAAAGCCCUAGACGAGCUGCCCUCUCCCUCUCCCUCUCCCUCUCCCUCUCCCCACUCUCCGAAGAUAAUUGCCGAACCCAAACAUUCAGGCGAGCGAAUUUUCGUGUUGAGGGAGAGAUUUCGAUUCUUCGACAUACUUCCGUUGCCUAGUGGAAGCAUUGAAGUACUGUGUUUGUGUUUGUUUUUGAUUACUAAACAUGCCAAAGGAGAGAAGAGAUCGUUCUGUGUCUUUUGAUAGAUUCCAGACAUCUCCUUAUCCUUGCGGUUCAAGUCAUGCCAUACGAUCUUCGGCCCAAAUUCCUUCAGAAACUGAAGAGAAUUUCAAGGAAUGGGAAGAAGCUAGGUGCCCUGUCUGCAUGGAGCAUCCUCACAAUGCAGUUUUACUUAUAUGUUCUUCCCAUGAGAAAGGCUGCCGCCCUUACAUGUGCGACACCAGCUAUCGUCACUCCAACUGUCUUGACCAGUUUCGCAAGUCAUUUGCAGAAGGCUCGUCCACACCACCGUUAGCAGAUGAAACCCAGCUCCCAGCCGUCAAUUUAUCUGAAAUUAUACCUUUAGAGGCAACAACUACUGAUUUGCAACAAGAAGAAAGAAGUGAGGGAAUGUCUUUGACCACUCCUACUACUAUUGAGAGCAAGACGCAAACAAAGCUAGUAUGUCCCCUUUGCCGUGGGGAGAUCAAAGACUGGAUUGCUGUGGACCCUGCUCGACGUUUCAUGAAUGCCAAAUCUAGAAGCUGUGCCUGUGAGACGUGUGAUUUUAUUGGUAGCUAUACUGAUCUCAGGAAGCAUGCGAGGCUUGAGCAUCCCCUUGUGCGACCAUCUGAGGCUGACCCAGAACGGCAACGUAGUUGGAGGAGGUUGGAGCGGCAGAGGGACCUCGGGGACUUGCUAAGCACUCUACAAUCUUCAUUUGGUGAGGAGAGGAGUGAUGACAGCAUUUUGCCCAUUGAUGAUGGGGGCUGGCUUACUGUCUACUUGCUUAUUCGUGUUUUUCGACCUGGGUCCAGUCCGAGGAGCAGCAGCUGGUCUGGUAGCUCAAGAACCAGAGCACAACUGAGUAUUAGAAGGAGACCUACCCAACUAUGGGGAGAGAGCUAUGAUGGGGAAACCGUAUCUUCUUCCAGAGAUGAGGACAAUGAGUCGUCAGAUGGGAGUUCAGGCCCUAGGAGGGGAAGUGAGCGUAUCCGACGACGGAGGAUAUUGCCGGACCAGCCUUGAUGUGUGAUACAUGGGUUCUGUUUGAUUGAUUGUGGUUUUAAUUUUUCAACUGCAAGUCCUGCAAGCCAUUUGUCCAUCGGUGUGGUGAUUGUUGGAAGGCUUGUCUAAAAAGCCCAACUUGUGCUGAUUUUUAUCUCAGUUGGAACAGGAGUGGAAGUUAUGUUGCUGGAGCAUUGGAAUCUGUUCGACCCGAAGUUGAACAAUUAUGCAUGGAAUUGAUGGCAUGUGAUCAUAGAAGUGAACAACAAAAAGAUUGUAAACUUGAGAGAGACUUGUGAUUAAUCUAUACAUCCUUUAAAAAGGGGCAGCUUGGUUCUU
Molecule: messenger RNA, 1559 nt
Organism: Tripterygium wilfordii
Lineage: Eukaryota; Viridiplantae; Streptophyta; Magnoliopsida; Celastrales; Celastraceae
Exons: 2
Coding region: 219-1241 (340 amino acids)
Source: RefSeq, a predicted model, not a curated record